Gigantopelta aegis is the source of this 5077-nucleotide messenger RNA. Its product is annotated as serine/threonine-protein kinase SIK3-like. Bases 12 to 3932 code for a protein of 1306 amino acids. NCBI's taxonomy places the organism in Eukaryota, Metazoa, Mollusca, Gastropoda, Neomphalida, Peltospiridae. Gene Ontology annotation, biological process: intracellular signal transduction; microtubule cytoskeleton organization; protein phosphorylation. Gene Ontology annotation, cellular component: cytoplasm. Gene Ontology annotation, molecular function: ATP binding; tau-protein kinase activity; protein serine/threonine kinase activity. The transcript has 14 exons. The record is from RefSeq and is a predicted model, not a curated record.
GCCUAAACAAAAUGGCGGCAGCCAAAGUAACGGGACGGCAUAGUUCCGGACCAGGUGGCCCCGUUAGGGUAGGAUACUAUGAAAUGGAGACCACGAUAGGCAAAGGGAACUUCGCAGUAGUAAAAAGGGCUUCCCAUAUAGUGACAAAAACGAAGGUCGCCAUUAAGAUUAUAGACAAGACACAACUAGCUGAUGAUAACUUAAAGAAAAUAUUCCGUGAAAUAGAAAUAAUGAAAUUAUUACGACAUCCGCAUAUAGUGCGAUUAUACCAGGUGAUGGAGACCGAACGGAUGUUAUAUUUAGUAACAGAGUACGCCUCGGGAGGUGAAAUAUUUGACCAUUUGGUAGCUCAUGGGCGUAUGAACGAGAAGGAGGCUCGCAAGAAGUUCAAGCAGAUUGUCGCGGCCGUGUCGUACUGUCAUAGUCGACACAUCGUCCACCGAGACCUGAAGGCGGAAAACUUGCUACUUGAUGCAAACCUCAACAUCAAAAUAGCAGAUUUUGGUUUCAGCAAUCACUUCUGUCCUGGUUCCAUGCUGAAGACGUGGUGCGGCAGUCCACCCUACGCCGCACCGGAAUUGUUUGAAGGCAAGGAGUACGACGCUCCUAAAGUCGAUGUCUGGAGCCUCGGUGUGGUGCUGUAUGUACUCGUGUGUGGUGCUCUUCCGUUUGAUGGCAGCACACUACAGUCGCUGAGAUCUCGGGUUCUCAGCGGGAAAUUCCGCAUUCCAUUUUUCAUGUCUACAGACUGUGAGAAUCUGAUCCGCCACAUGUUGAUAGUGGACCCAGUGAAGAGGCUGUGUGUAGAUAGUAUUAUCAAACACAAGUGGAUGAACGUGUCGGGGGAGGACCCAGAGUUUGAGCAGAUCAUCAGCGAGUACAACCGUCCAGAGACCAACUGUGAUUCCAAGUCGAUCAACCUGCAGAUUCUACAGUAUUUAGAGGACCUCGGCUUCGACAGAGCGCGCACAGUGAAGUCUGUGGAAGACCAGUGUUACGACCACCACAGUGCCAUCUACCACCUGCUCCUCGACAAGUACCGCAAACACCCGCGCACCCUCAACAACAAGUCAGUGGCGGUGCUGCCCUCUACCUUGCCGCCGGCCACCCGCACCGAACGUAGAUCUAGUAUUACCACCGGAGUCGUGGAGAGAGUGGAAGUGCCAGUAGAAGUUCACGAAGCUGAUCCGAUUCUUCCAAGUCAAACAACGCCACUCGCACCCACUCAUCUCAGUGCCAUAUCUCAAGUGCAAUUCUCCCAGCUCACGAUGUUCGAGGAUGGAAACCAGUCCGACUCGGACGAGGAACCAUCCCCUGAGGCGCUGGCUCGCUACCUGGCGAUGCGGCGACACACGGUGGGGGUGGGCGACUCGCGACAUGAGGUCCCGGAGGACGUGCGCGUCAAGCUGGCGCACCACCAGCCGAUAAUCGGCAUGCCGCAGCCGUCAUACUUCAUGCCGUUUGGCUGCCUUCCCGACACGAAUCUUCCACAAAAUCUGCCACCCGUGUCCAGCAUGUACCCGCCAAACUUUCACGUCGCUGAGCACAACCUGUUACAGCCGCCACAGUUUGCUGGGCAAGCUGACCACAGUCUGAUAGGGCGGCGUGCUUCGGACGGUGGGGCCAACAUCCACCUGUUCAGCCAGCACUUCCAGCACCAGAUGUGUAUGGACAACCGAUCAGGGGGGAGCCGCGAGACACUGGCCACCCUGUCGCCCACUGCCGGCAUCCCACUGCCGAUCCUCUCCCUGCAGAACUCGAUCACCCUGGAGGAGAAGGAAGGCUGCCUGUCGGACCAGGAGCCUGACUCGGACGCCGUCAACAGCUACAUGAUAAACCGCGGCCUGUUGAAGCGCCACACGUUGGCUAUCGCCAACCCCAUGCACGAGAUGCAGCAGCAGGAGUUCCAGGCAAGGGCGUCGCUGCAGUCCGUCCGCGGGCGAACGAGGACCGGUCUACUGUCGCCGGCGGAGAGAAUGUCAGUUCGUGAUUCGUUCAAGGAUGUGAACAGUCUGCACCUCCCGAAUGAGCGUUUCUCUCCGGUGCGCCGAGCAAGCGACGGCCUGGCGAACAUUCCCAAGUACCAGGCCACCUACCUGGAGAAGCUGUACAACCAGACCCUGGGGCUGGGCAUCGGCUCAUCCCUGGGGAGUCCUCGACACAGCAGUCAGUCCAGUCUGAGGCAGAUCACCCACGAGUGUCAGGAACUACAGAAACAGGUGAGCGGUCUGGAUGCAGAGAAACAAUCAGAACGACAGCAGCAACAUGCACUACACCGGAAACAACAACAAUCCUUUACGACCAAUCCUACAUUGCAGCGGUCUCCGGUACCAUCUCCGCCUCUCCCCGGAUCACCCAGUUUCCAACGGCAACAGGUGCAGCCAGCCACCGCGGAGACCCUCUCCAACAACCUGUACCAGCACCUGCAGCGUCUGCACCUGCAGCAGAUCCAGACGACGACUGCAGCGGCGCCGUUUACACGAACCAGUCCACCGACCCUCGGUUCCAUCAUCAGCCCUCCACAGCCCAUCAUCGACCACUCCACCGGCCAACAGAACUACACCCACCUGCUACAGAACCUAUCGCAGGGCCUGACGCCCACCCACCAGCGAAGCAGCCCCCCGCCUGUGUUCCAGAACCUGCACAUCAUCCAGGAGGACAUCCACGUGGAUCUGUCCUGCCCCGAGGACGAGGAGAUGCAGGACAUAUCAAAACAGAUGACUACUGGUGGUGGUGGUGGUGGUCACAGCAGUGAGAGUGUCCUAAUCUCGGCCUCGGCUGGCCGCGAUGUCAAGCACAGACAGUUUGUCGGAACACCGCAGAUCAGCAUCACUGAUACUCAGGGUCACGUGACGGCCGUUUCCACGGCAGACGACGACAGUGCAAUGGACACAAAAGAGGCAGCUGCCACCACCGCUGCUGCCACUUCCAGACUGUCGUCAACGAUGUCUGCGGGGGUGGCGGUGUGUGCCAGUGCCAUGACGUCGGUCGGCGGUUCACCGCCCGGGACGUCGAAGUCGCCAGCUCAUCAAGUGUCGAGCCCGUGCGGGGUGGCGGUCGGUGGUCCGGAAACCUUCCCGAAGUCGCAGGUUCUCCACACGUACCCAAUGCACAUGUUCAACAGCUGCAUCAACACGGACCUGUCGAGUAUCCAACCCCCAGUGUCGGCGCUGGCGGACCUCCAGCACAGCGAGCUGAAGUCGCUGUACAACACGCAGUACGCUCUGAGCAUGAACCGCAUGCAGAGGGUGUCACCGCCGCCGCGCUUCAGGCGACACCACACGAUGCGCGAGGCGACAAACACGUUCUUUCAGCAGCCGCCGCCGGUCAUCCAGAACUACCCCUUCAUCGACUUCAGCACAGUGCCCGUCGUCGGCAGCGAACAAACGUUUCACAACCAUUCACAAUUUAUGGACUUCCAUUCUGUGCCAACGGAGAGCGUUAAUGUUAGCAGCGUUAAUGUUAGUGUCGAUGCUACCACUACUACUACUACCACCAUUUCUUCAAUCUCCUCGGACACUGUGCUCGAUUUAUCGGUGGCCGACAAAAAAUCCGACCCCCGGUUAGCUGCUUCGCAUUCCCCAGUAGUCAAUAACAACUCCCCUUCCCCUUCUUCACCGGUGAACGGGUGCAUUUAUUCGGACGUGAGGUCAUGCGCAGAUCCGUCCAACGUUCUGAUCGACAUCAACCCGGACCUGCACAAGAGCGUGGAGGAUGUGCUGUUGGCUAUCAAACAGAUGCUGGACACACGGCGGCCCGACGUGGAGUACUACUGCUCGGACACGAUGUUCCAGCUGAGGAACAAUGACCUGCAGAUGGAGCUGGAGGUUUGUGAGGGCGAUAUGCCGCGCGUCCAAGUACGCAAGCUAUCGGGUGAUAAUCUCCUGUACACGAGACUCUGCAAUGACCUGCUGUCGUGUGUCAACAACUAGAGUGUAUUCGAAACUUCUGGAGGAAGGGUGAUGAUAACUAGAGUGUAUUCGAAACUUCUGGAAGAAGGGUGAUGAUACUUCUCCUGCAAUGACCUGCUGUCACGUGUCAACAACUUGAGUAUUUACAGAUACGCAAGCUGUCGGGUGAUAACGUUCUGUACACGAGACUGCAAUGAUCUGCUGUCGUGUGUCAACAACUAGAAUAUAUUCGAAGCUGUUUUUGGAGCGGGAAAUAGGUUUUUGGAGUGGGAAAUAGGUUCUUGGAGCGGGGAAACGGGUUCCUAAAACAUUUUAAUGAGGCAAUAACAUGAAAAGGUUGACAAUAUUCCUUCUGCCAUGACCUUCUGUUAUGUCAACGACUAGAGUGUAUUCUAAGCUGUUCUUGGAGUGGGAAACAGGUUCCUAAAAUGUUUUAAAGAGGCAAGAACAUGUUUUCAAAUUCCACAAAUAUGGAAGGUUGAUGAUAUUUCAACAAUUAAGAGUGUAUUCGAAACUUCUGGAGCAGGGAACAGGUUCCUAAAAUGUUUUAAAGAGGCAAGAACAUGUUUUCAAAUUCCACAAAUAUGGAAGGUUGAUGCUAUUUUAACAAUUAAGAGUGUAUUCGAAACUUCUGUAGCAGGGAACAGGUUCCUAAAACAUUUUAAAGAGGCAACACGUUGUUUUCAAAUUCAUCACACAUAGAAAGGUUGAUAUUCCUUCUGCAAACAACCUUCUGUCAUGUAUCAACCACUAGUGUAUUAGAAGCUGUUCUUGAAGCAAGGAACAGGUUCCUAAAACAUUUAAAGAGGCAAUAACACGUUCAUGCUUUGAAAUUCCACACGUGGGAAGGUUGACGAUAUUCCUGGUGAUGUGGUUGUGAGUAUAGAACAGAUUCUGAAACAUUCACAAAAGCUGUUUCGAAUACACGCCUAGAUUCUACCAGGACUGCUGAAUUUUUUUUAGGGAGUUCUCUCCCUUGUUGCUGAUGGCAGUAAACGUCUGCCAGAGUUAACCCCCUUUGUACAGCACUUUCCUGUGUGAAAGAGAUUAUGUUGCGUGAGAGGACUGCUGUUGGAGCAGCCAUUUUUUUUAUUCUUUUGUCCGUCCGUCUGUAUAAAAGAAAUUUGUUUUAACUGUAUAAAUUGCAUGAUAGUGCAACAAAAGGU